AUGGAGCCCAAAACCAUUGAGAUCGCGGCCUUAGGGAGACCCCUAUAUCCUGGCAUGUUGUACGACUGCCGCAGUGAUUCCUUCAUUACAGGUCUUACUUUAUGGGACAAAGAGUCAUUAAAUAAGGAUUUAGAUGUGCACCGGCAACCAAAGACAGAUCUAAAAUUCUGCUUUUCUGACUUCCUCCGUGAUAAAACCAGCCUGCUAGAUGUGAGUGCCUCUCUUAAAGCCAGCUUCCUGUGUGGGUUGGUGGAAGUUGGAGGGUCAGCCAAGUACCUGAAUGAUAAAAAAUCCUCAGCACGUCAGUCUCGCGUUACUAUGCAGUACAGCCAGACAACAACAUUUGAACAACUUACAAUGUCCCAACUAGGCAAAAUUGUCUACCCACAGGUGUUUGAGGAAAAGUCAGCCACUCAUGUCGUUACAGCUGUAUUGUAUGGAGCUCAGGCUUUUCUGGUGUUUGAUCAAACAGCCACAAAGAAUGAGGCCACACAAGCAAUUGAAGGGAACCUAAGUGUAAUGGUCAAGAAAAUUCCAAAAUUUUCCAUUGAAGGAGAAGGAAAUCUGAAGAUGAAUGAGGAAGAAAAGAAACUGGCUGAAGAAAUCAGCUGUACCUUUCACGGAGACUUUGAGAUUGAGGAGAACCCCACCACAUACAUGGAAGCCCUGCAGCUGUACAAGAAGUUGCCAUCUCUUCUGAAGAACAGGGAGAAUGAUGCUGUACCAGUGAGGAUUUGGCUAUAUCCCCUUGCCCGCUUUGAUACUAAAGCAGCUCGGCUAGAGAGAGAAAUCAGUGUUGUACUGAGCUCUAAAGUAGAAGAUUUGCUGGAUAAACUGGAAAAUGGAGAAAGAACAUGCAGUGACUUAAUUAAAAACACAACAGCAUGUGAUUUCCAGGAUCUGAUGGAGAGGCUGAAGUUAUUUCAAGAAUCCCUCGGUGACUACAAGAUGCUGUUCCUUAAAGCCAUAUGCAGGCUUCUUCCUGCUAUUCGGGGUGGGGAGCAGAAUGACCAGGCACUAACUGAUGUCCUGAUCACCCACAGAAAGUCCCCCUUUACAGCUACCAGACUGAAGAAGUGGUUGGAGAAUGUUCAGAAUGAAGUAAAUCUGCUGGAUUCCUACACCAGGGAACUGAGUGAUUGCCCAGUUGUAACAUCCUCAGGCCUCGACCAAAUUGUCUUUAACCCACAGGUUGAUACAGUAAUAUGCUUCUCCUUCACCUCUCUGAAUCAAGACCCAUAUCUUUCAUUGCUGGCCAAAUAUCUGAAGGCAGAUGAGUUUGAAAAGCUGUCCGCACUUCCUAAAUCAAAUGGCCAAGACCUCCCAUCAUGGUUCAACAAUCCUGACAUUUAUGAAAGAAUGAAACAUAACCUUUCCCUCUUCAAAGGAUUUUCUGAGGCAAACAAAGAAAAUGAGGAAGUCAGAUUUGUCAUUGCCUCAGUCUCUGACCCCUCCAAUCCUGGCACCUCCAUCCGCCUGUAUAGAAAAGGGAAAAUGGUAGACAGCAAGUUUCAGCCUGUGUCUAAGCCGCCUGCACCCAGUGUGGACAUCCAGAAUGGGAAUGUGGUCCUGAAGCUUCAGGAGUCCCCAACGGGAGUGACACUGCAGUACCGAGUGGAGUACAGAGCUGAUUCAGAUGAUGCUGACAGAUGGGAAAUCAUAGACACUCCAGAUGCACAGGAAACCUUCACACUGACAGGACUGCAGCUAGCACAAAGACACUGGGUUCGUUACAGAGCGGUUAGUGAGGUGGGAGUGAGUGAAACCAGCAAGUCCGUCUUCUUCUCUUACAAAGGGACGCUCAGUGUUCCAGUUGCAAAGUCAUGGAACCAGACCACUUUGUCCCUCUUUAAUGAACUAAGGAAGAAAAUAAUGUCCAGCUUGGGCACCUCUUACUGGAGUUUGUCAACCAUCAAAUCGGAAGUUAGAAAUCUAUCAGACUUGAGUACCAAAACAGUGAACAAAAGCUAUACCGAACCCAUUCCUGGAGGGUUGAAACUGGGACAGGCUUUGUUCUUCCAAGGUGUUGUUCCUUCAGAUUGUGAGAGGUAA
Electrophorus electricus (electric eel) is the source of this 2052-nucleotide messenger RNA. The record is from RefSeq and is a predicted model, not a curated record. Lineage: Eukaryota; Metazoa; Chordata; Actinopteri; Gymnotiformes; Gymnotidae.